AUGAAACUCAACUACAAAAGCAUCGAAUUCGAGUUAUCCGUCCGCCUGGAAGAGCUCACUAACAUCCCGCAACUGGACCAUGUUUCGGUGAUGUACGUGCACCAGGUGUCCAAUAGCAGACUCAAACCAAAGCAGCAACUCCACCAUAGACACUCGGCACAGUCGGGAGUGUUUGGCAUCCAGCACCACAAAUGUGUUUUUAAAGACGAAGCCAUUGUGACGCGGCUCAAGCUGUACGCGGACCCGAAAGAUGGGUUCACCUUGUCUGACAAAUGGCUGUAUAUAACGUUCUUUAUUGAAGACUCACGGUCCACGAAAAAAGAGCGAUUAGGAACGCUGGAACUCAACCUGACCGAGUAUGCCAACGAUAGAGAACCAAUCCAGCUGCGGUACCUGCUGAAAAACUCGAAAGCAAACGCCAUUCUCAAAUUAGAGGUCUAUAUGAAACAUCUGGAUAGCGCACAGGAUUAUCAUUACAACAUCCCUAAACGGUCGACCCAGCAGAUCUACACGGGCUUGAAGGACUCCAUCGAGACUUCCAAGCAGGAGCUGCCCAAGCCACAGGCGUCCCAAGACGACCCAGACGUCGUGCUCGACGAUAUCAUCAACAAAACGUACAGGUUCAGCUGGCAGUUCAACGGCAUGAACUACGACGAGUUCACCCCAAUGGAGUGUGUCAGAGACAUUGUUGAGCACCAUGGCAACGGCUGGCGUAGAAACGAGUAUGGGGUUCCGUAUAUCGACACCAUCCACGAGAAUUGCACGCUGCCAACCGCAAAGAAAAGCGAUUAUCCAGUCCAGGAGGCCGAUUAUCGCUCCGAUCUGAAGAGCUGGCACCUGGCCACCUAG
Messenger RNA from Ogataea philodendri, 849 nucleotides. RefSeq lists its product as uncharacterized. The coding region runs from base 1 to 849 and encodes 282 amino acids. The transcript has a single exon. NCBI's taxonomy places the organism in Eukaryota, Fungi, Ascomycota, Pichiomycetes, Pichiales, Pichiaceae. The record is from RefSeq and is a predicted model, not a curated record.